CAAUUGGUUUUCAUUUGAAGCUCAAGUCGCUUACCGUUCCUUUCAUACGCCACUGUUUCCAAUAUACAAUCGGAGAGAUGAAUAGAUUAAUUGGAAAGCCUUCUAUCGUAGACAAAUUUAAUGGAGUAUGCCUAUAUGUUUAUAAGGAAUAAUCCCUCUCUAUCAUAAGCGCUUCUUCUCUUCUUCCUUCAAGCACCUUUGCUCCUCACAUUCAUUGUUGAUUAUCACGCUCUUUUCGAAAGCCUUUCGCACCUUUCAUACAUAACUCCAAGUCGAGUUUAUUCACUCUUUUCAAGUACAUAUCUAAGUUUCCGGUCCGAGACCAAAUAAAAAUAAGAAUUCUUCUCCCCGCCGUUUCAAUCACACAACCAAAUUCAAAAUGCAGCUCCCAAUCAAGACUCUCGUCGCUCUCCUCCCUUUCUUCCUUCAAGUUAGUGCUCAAGCCUCUGGUUCCGGUACCACCACUCGUUACUGGGAUUGCUGCAAGCCAUCUUGCGCUUGGUCUGGCAAAGCUACUCUCGAAUCUGGCUCUGGACCAGUCGGAACCUGCGAUGUUCACGACUCACCUCUUUCAGACCCUACCGCAGUUGCUGUUUCUGGAUGCGACGGUGGAAACUCUUACAUGUGCUCAGACCAAUCUCCUUGGGCAGUUAGCGAUGAUUUGGCAUAUGGUUAUGCUGCCGUUAACAUCGCUGGUGGAAGCGAGGCUUCAUGGUGUUGUGCUUGUUAUGAAUUGACUUUCACCAGCACUGCUCUUGCUGGCAAGAAGAUGAUCGUUCAAGCUACUAACACCGGUGGUGAUCUUGGCUCAAACCAAUUUGAUUUGGCUAUCCCAGGUGGAGGUGUUGGAAUCUUCAAUGGUUGUACAACCGAAUUCGGUGCUCCUUCCUCUGGAUGGGGUUCACAAUAUGGUGGUGUCGCCGCCGUUUCUUCCUGCUCAACCUUCCCAGCUGCCCUUCAACCAGGUUGCAACUUCAGAUUCAAUUGGUUCGAAAGUGCCGAUAACCCAACCGUCGAUUUCAAACAAGUCGAAUGUCCAGCAGCAUUGACCAAGAGCACUGGAUGUAAGAGAGCCGAUGAUUCAAGCAUGCCAGCUCCAGAUGCUUCGGGAAGUGCAUCCGCUUCCCCAGUUGCAAGCACUCCUGCAGCAGCAACAUCUGCCAAGACCUCUUCUGUUGCCCCAACUUCAGUUAGCUCUUCAUCUGUUGUUGUAGCACCAAGCUCCGCAGCUUCUUCCAAGGCAUCUUCUGCAGCAGUUGUCUCUCACAUCGCUGUCCCUUCUUCUAAGGCUUCCUCCGCACCAGCAGUUACUUCCCAUUCUUCCGCCACUAAAUCCGCAAAGACCAGUGUCGCCGCUCCUCAUUCCACCUCUGCUUCGGCUGGCGAUGACGAUGAUACUUGCGAUGCCGAGUAAAUUACGAAAACCAGGAGUUUCGGCAUGGAAUGGAGUUUGAUGAACCGUAGAGGUAGAGGUAGAGGUAGAUGAUACGAAUCAGAUGGCUGAGUAGAGAGCCUGGCUAAAGAUGAUGAAAUAUACCUUCUUGUAAUUAUUUUCCCAAUCGCCAAAUUCAAAUAUGAAUUGAACCAACUAUUUUACAACAUCA
This is a messenger RNA of Botrytis sinoallii, 1604 nucleotides long. RefSeq lists its product as uncharacterized. NCBI's taxonomy places the organism in Eukaryota, Fungi, Ascomycota, Leotiomycetes, Helotiales, Sclerotiniaceae. The record is from RefSeq and is a predicted model, not a curated record. Bases 380 to 1414 code for a protein of 344 amino acids. Gene Ontology annotation, biological process: carbohydrate metabolic process. Gene Ontology annotation, molecular function: cellulase activity. The transcript is spliced from 2 exons.